AUGGUACCAUUUGAUUUGGAAAUGGAUACUGCAAAUAAAGUCUCUUCAGAUGAAUCCAAUGAUAGGAGACAGUCUGCAUCGUCCUCCGUUUUUCGGACGCCAUUACAGAAAAGUGGGAGCGCAGAUGCAGCAUCCUUGAAGUCGACUCCUGCGGAUCCUCAUUUGACGGAAACGAACGGACAAAGUACCUCACUAAGAAAAUAUGAGGAGAGUUCUGACAAAAGGAGCACUAGGGAGCAAUUAUCAGAUAUUAUAAUACAAGACCAAUCAUCAAUGGAUUCGCAAUCACUAUCCUUACAUCUAAAUGGUAACCAUACCGUCAAUCAUAGCCGAAGCCAAAGCCGCAGCACUAUCCUAAGUAACACAAAAGAUGAAUCAAAACCUGGACCAGAACCAGAAAUUCUUGCUCAUAGGAGAGAAAACUCCGGGACGAUCACCGUUUCUCAAUUGAAGCCAAAAAAUGAGCUACCUGUCGGGAAGCCUUCUGUAUCACUUUCGCAACUUGAUUCUUUUGAUCCAAAACGCUACGUGAAUGAAUUCUAUGCAGACACUCGUUACCGAUUUUCUACUGAUAAAAGGAACGAGGAUUUUCACGCCUUAUUCCCUAAGUCACCGAAAAGUGAGCGUCUACUUGAUGACUUCAGUUGUGCAUUAAAUAGAGAAUUCUUAAUUCAAGGUCGUGUUUACAUCACACCGGAACGAGUAUAUUUCCAUUCAAAUUUAUUAGGAUGGGUAACAUCAUUGGACAUUGAGAUGAGAGAUAUUGUUACGUUGGAGAAAAUAUCAACUGCCGGUUUGUUCCCAAAUGGAAUCUGCAUUCACUUGGCUAACGAAAAACAUUACUUCGCUAGUUUUAUUUCCAGAGACGCAACUUUCAAGUUCUUGGAAAUAAUAUGGCACACUAGAAAGGAAUUGGAUUAUCUAACACUGAAACCAGAACAGCUUGCUCUGAAUCAUUCGAGAUCGUUAAACGACUUCUUAACUGGCACUACAAGUACUUGCCCUCCAAGUAGAUCAUCAUUUGCGGAUGAUGGCGAUACAAUAGAGAGCGCAAUAAUGUCGGUAGAUGAUGAUUUUCCCGUAAACAGGUCGUUAACUAGUUUGAACGAGAAUCCUGAACGAAACUUCUCAAAUGAUACCGACGAGUAUGCGUCUGAAGAUGAAUUUGAUGAAGAAGAUGAAGAUGAAGAAGAGGAUGAAGAUGAUGAGAUGAAUAUAAAUGUAACCUCUAACGAUAAAUAUGCCACCCUGCUAUAUGAUGAAGAAGCAGUUGCCAGUGAUGCUGAAGAUAAGUCAUUACGAAAAGUGUUUAAGCUAAAGAAGAAAUCUAAAUUUCAUUAUUCGGGACCUUAUUAUUUCAAAGCGACUGAAUUUAUGUACAAUCCAGAGGAUAAUAAAGAAACCGUUCUUGCUGAACUGGACUUAAAAGCCCCUCCAGGUGUUGUUUAUCAAUUAAUGUUCAGUGAAGAAUGCCCUGAUUUUCUUAUAACUUUUCUAAAGGCCCAAGAUUCUAGUCAGAUCUCAGAGAUUCCGCCAUUUGAUAAAGCAAAUCCUGAAGGACAACAUUAUCGUGAAUAUUCAUAUGCAAAGGCUUUAAGCUAUCCUGUCGGACCAAAAUCCACUAAAUGCCUAGUGUCAGAACAUAUUCUUUAUUGUGCGUAUGACAAUUACAUCAACAUUGUCAAUACUACAAAGACCCCUGAUGUACCAAGUGGAAACAAUUUCAGUGUUAAAACUAGAUACUUGUAUCGUUGGAAGGAUAGUACUAGCUGCGUACUAAAAAUAUCUUACUGGGUGGAAUGGACGGGUAGUAGCUGGAUUAAAUCUAUGAUUGACAAUAGUGUAAAAUCUGGACAGGCGGAGGCAACAAAAAGGUUGGUUGAGUUAAUCCAUGAAUUUGUUAACAAUAAUGUCGAAGAGACAGAGAUGAGAGUAAAUACUCAACCAAGAAGAGGAUCUCCUCAAAGCAGGAGGGUUAGCAAAAUGUCUUCAAAACCAGUUCUACCUCCUGUUGAAAAAUCUGAACUGCAGACUGUUUUGGAGAAAGACAUAAAAUCCACCUUAACAAAGGAUAACGCAAUUUUAGUAUUGUUGGUUUUUAUCACUUUUUUAUUGAUAUUCAAUACUACGUGUCAAGUUCGAAUAAUACGGAAACUCAAUAAGUUAAUGAACACAGGAAGCAUAUCAGUUGUGGAUGAAAUUAAAGACAUUUUAAGCGUUUAUAAUGAACUUCCGAUUUUACAAGAGGAUUAA
Kluyveromyces marxianus DMKU3-1042 is the source of this 2253-nucleotide messenger RNA. RefSeq names its product Lam6p (gene LAM6). Bases 1 to 2253 code for a protein of 750 amino acids. Gene Ontology annotation, biological process: intracellular sterol transport. Gene Ontology annotation, cellular component: endoplasmic reticulum-plasma membrane contact site; cortical endoplasmic reticulum; endoplasmic reticulum membrane. NCBI's taxonomy places the organism in Eukaryota, Fungi, Ascomycota, Saccharomycetes, Saccharomycetales, Saccharomycetaceae. The transcript has a single exon. Gene Ontology annotation, molecular function: sterol binding; sterol transfer activity. The record is from RefSeq and is a predicted model, not a curated record.